AUGUCGUCGGAAAUAAUGGAUGCGUACUGGCAGGCGCCGCCUCUCGCAAGAACAGUUGCUACGGCCGCCUUCAUCACAUCCCUGUCUGUCUUCAUGGGCCUCGUGAACGGCUACUGGUUCUAUUUCGCGCCAGAUCUCCUGUUGAAAAUCCCGCCUCAGAUAUGGCGUCUCGGGACCAACUUCCUGAUCACGGGUCCUAAGCUUAGCUUGCUCUUUGACCCGUACUUACUGUACACGUACCUCUCUGCCCUCGAGGUUGGCAAUUCCAGGUUCUCCAGACGCGAGGAUCUCAUCUGGUAUCUCAUGUUUGUGUGCACUGUUAUCACGGCGCUCUGCACCUACGUCAUGGGCGGAGGAUGCUUCCUGCCAGCCUUGAUUAUCGCCCUGUGUCGCACCGUCACCCAGGACCAGCGAGGUGUCAAGUCCAACUUCUACUUCAUCACCAUCCCCGCCCAGCUCAGCCCGUUCUGCAUUAUGCUCAUGUCGCUGCUAGACCCCAGCGGGGCCGGGUACUAUACCUUCAUAAUCCAGCUCCAGGGCUUCAUCGCCGCCCACCUGUACGACUUCCUGUCGAGGGUGUGGCCCGAGUUCAGCGGCGGCCGCAACUUGAUUCCCACGCCUGCCUUCCUCUCGCGUCUCGUUCAGACCCCCCGCUUCAACCAGCGCGGCUACGGCACUGCUAUACGCGGUGGCGGAGGUGCCUCGGCCCAGACUUCGGGCAGCAGCACGGGUGUGUCUCGAGGCGGCGGCGUCCUUCCCGACUCGUGGAGGACGAGAGGACCUGGGCAGCGUCUGGGUUAA
Colletotrichum graminicola M1.001 is the source of this 801-nucleotide messenger RNA. Its product is annotated as Der1-like family protein. NCBI's taxonomy places the organism in Eukaryota, Fungi, Ascomycota, Sordariomycetes, Glomerellales, Glomerellaceae. Gene Ontology annotation, biological process: endoplasmic reticulum unfolded protein response. The transcript has 3 exons. The record is from RefSeq and is a predicted model, not a curated record. Gene Ontology annotation, cellular component: endoplasmic reticulum membrane; Hrd1p ubiquitin ligase ERAD-L complex. Bases 1 to 801 code for a protein of 266 amino acids. Gene Ontology annotation, molecular function: misfolded protein binding; ubiquitin-specific protease binding.